AUGUCACAAGCGCAGAAAAAUAUCCACAAAUUCUGGCCAAAUAUAAUGCGCGAAAUGCAGGCGACUCGCAACGUCAAACUUGGCCGUGAGCUUCUAUCGCUUCGGCGUAUAAAGAAAAUCAUGAAACUGGAUGAAGAUGUUCACUGGAUCUCUUCAGAGACACUGCUGUUGUUCGCGAAAGCUAUCGAAAUGUUCGAAAAUCGAAAAAUCGAAACAGUGCGAGCCUGGUUGCAUACGGAGGACGAUGAACGCCGUAGGCUGCGACGCAGUGACAUCGUGAUGGCAACCAGCAAGUACGAUCAGUUUGACUUUCUCAUCGACAUCGUACCGCGGGAUGACAAGAAGGAUUAUACCACGAUAAAGGCAGCCGGCGUUGUCGAGGACGAUACUCAGUAUUCGAUACACUAUUCGAUAUUCUCAGCCGGCUCAGAAGGACCAACAAGCCACAGCUACAACGACUGCUGCAAGACUGGUCACUAG
Molecule: messenger RNA, 480 nt
Organism: Anopheles cruzii
Lineage: Eukaryota; Metazoa; Arthropoda; Insecta; Diptera; Culicidae
Product: nuclear transcription factor Y subunit gamma-like
Exons: 1
Coding region: 1-480 (159 amino acids)
Biological process (GO): regulation of DNA-templated transcription
Cellular component (GO): CCAAT-binding factor complex; nucleus
Molecular function (GO): DNA-binding transcription activator activity, RNA polymerase II-specific; protein heterodimerization activity
Source: RefSeq, a predicted model, not a curated record